This is a messenger RNA of Aspergillus terreus NIH2624, 2967 nucleotides long. Its product is annotated as IQ calmodulin-binding motif domain protein. The record is from RefSeq and is a predicted model, not a curated record. Bases 1 to 2967 code for a protein of 988 amino acids. Lineage: Eukaryota; Fungi; Ascomycota; Eurotiomycetes; Eurotiales; Aspergillaceae. The transcript has a single exon.
AUGUUACGCCGCAACUCCGACAUUGAGCUUCAGCUCCCUGAUGCGGGCCCAACGGUGUCUUCCGAACCUUUGAAUAAUCCAGAACCCGAUGUGGAAAUGCUAUCGGACGAGCCAGCCCUCCCUCUGACGUUGCCCGCCCAUCUCGCCGCGCGUUUCUCACGAAAGCCCAGUGUGGUCCGCCGCUCCUCGGCAGCUUCAUCUCGCCGGAGCUCGGUUUCAUCGCUACACUCCCAUCAUUCGGGGGUAUCGUCCCAUGGCUCAUCGCCCACCGAUCACGUCGCACAACAUCUCCGGCGCACGUCCAUUAUCGAGACCCGGAAGGCCAGGCUCGCGGACCGCGCCUUGCAUGCGGAAAAGGUCCGACUUCGUGCCGCCCUGACCAAAGCGGCCAGUCGCAACCUUCAGCACGAGGAACGAGUGUUGGCUGCCCAGCAGACGCGCGAACGGCUUCUCGCGGAGAUUACCGCCAAAUGCGAGGAAGAAGUCCGUCGCGCGAAGAAGAAGGCUGAAGACAACCGCGAGAAGAAAGCGGCAGAGCACGCGCGUCUGCGAUUAGAGAUGGCGGAAAAGUUUGCGGAAGCAGAGAAGCGGCGGCUUCUCUAUCAGCAGAGUCAUCGACGUUCGCGCACGAGCAGUUUGCCUACCACAGAGGAGAAGAAAAUGUCUACGGCCAUGACCAAGACUCUUACGCAGGAUGCAGCUGCGAAGAAGAUUCAACGAGUAUGGAGGGCGUUUCAUUGCAAGAUGGUCAUGCAAGAGUUCCGAGCCUUGAACCUGAACGUCGACCGCGUCCGGGAUAUGGUUUUUGAAGACGUUGGCGCUCUCCUCUCGGAUGACAACGUCUUGGACACGACGGCCAAGGUCCUCCGUCUCUGCGGGCUCCAGGAUAUGGAGAGCGGCACUAUGGGUGGCAGGGGGGCUGUGCGUACAUUUUUGAGCAGCUACCUCAUUGUGACCCAUCCCGCCGAGGUCCUCAGCGGCGACGGAGAACAGGAGCAAGACCUGAUCGCUAAAGCCCGCGAGUUGCUGGCAGCGUUUGAACAGGUCACCCCAUUGCUUGCAUCUGGGUGCUGCGCACCAGCGGCCGUUUCAUCGGAUCUGCAGACGCUCUGUGAGGCAUACAAUGUCUUCUUUUCUGCAUUCCACGCAUGGAAGACACACGACUCUAGCGUUUUGAUUGAAAUCAUGCUGGCCCAGUUUAUCGAGCUGGAACUUAUUUGGCAGACGGUCAAAGAUGACCGCGCUGGAGGUGUGGCUGAGGACUAUCGCCAGGGGAUCAGGCAAAACCAAAUCCUCCUCCUAGCCAGACUGAAGCGUUUGGCAGGAUCAGACCGGGCAAUGCAAAUGGUCCGGAAUGCCUUGAAAAGGGCAAAGCGGGAGAAGAAGCGGACGGCUUCAAAGCAAGCUAUCCCGCGAUCUGCGGAGGUGGCGCCCGCCUCGACCGAAACGCUGACGGAAAGUGUCGCGUCUCCUAUCAGCGAGACUUUCAACAACGUGGAUAACCCUGUACUCCGAGAGCUGGACAAGCAGCGAGUGUCCCCACACGAGCGAUUCGCGCAACUCCUUACUGCACUCCCGGAAAACCGUGCGCUUGUGCAUGAACUCCUUAUCAAUAAGGAGUACAAGAUUGAUGAAACCCAAUACACCGAGCCACGAAGGCAGAUCAUGAAGCACAUGUGUGACAUGAUGCGGAAGGAUGUGGAUGCGGGUCUGGGGACGAGUUGGACUGUAGCCAUGGCUACGGUGAUACAGGACCGGCUGUUGCGGUUGUUGCGUCCAGGAAAUUCCCUCCAUGUGCUAAUCAGUGAGGUUUUGGACCCAAAGCUGGUGGAAAGCCAAUGCAAAGCCGGCGCCUUCUCCUACGAUAGUUUCUUCAACUUCAUGAACAACAUCCUCCCGAAACUCUGUGCGCCCUACCGGGAUCCCGUGGUCAAAGCAUUUGCUGAAGACACAUCCGGAGAUGCGAUUGACCGCCUGGCUCGACUGAUGGGGAUCAUCGACCUUCUGUCACUGGAUCAUACGAACUUCAUGAUCCAAGUGGCGGCUCCGCAGCUGAUCCAGGAAGCCCCGGGCUAUGAGCAGCGGUCUUUCGAGAGAGGCCUCCAGGACGGGACUAUGAGCCUCGGAAAGAGCAGGCGCUUCUGGCGAACGAACCGCAAAAUUAUUGCGGACGAGAUGCGGAAGCGGGACCCGGAGAAUGUCAACGGAGAGCCUCAGCCGGCUACGUCCAAGGUGUAUGCUCAAGGCCUUGUGGAUUUGAUCCUGAGUAAUGCGGCAGUCUCUGAUGAACUGAUUCCGGAGACUCUCGAGCUAGACCGGGAGCGGUUGGAAAGACUGCACGCACAAGCGUUCAAGAUUGUAGCCACGGCGUCCAUUCUCCUGACGGCCAAGAAUCUGCUUAAGCGCGAUGUGCGGUCGCAAUGGAAAGCCGAAGCUGACCGGAUCUUGUCGCUCGAUUUCAACGACAUCCAGCCCGAUCGUGUGCAAUCAAUCCUCGAGUCGACACACCCGAUGCCGCCCAGCGCGAGCAACCAACUGGCUGCGACCAUCCGGCGGGUGUUGGCGCCGGUUGCGACAGCAUGUGCUGCGGCGUCCUCGGUCCGGGCCAUGCAGGCCUCUGUGGAGAUCCAGACGGAGCUGUCCGCGCAGGAACAGCCUUCGUCGUCUGGAACGAGUGCCGCGGGCGUCGGUGCAACCAGCUUCACGGACCCCGUCGCGCGCCUCAUCCUCUCCCGACUGCGUGCGCACGUUCUCUCUCGCAUGAGCGCCGCGAGUGCCAGCGAACGCGUGCGGGCAACGACCACUGCAAGUCAAAGCCUGGCGGGCGCGGGUAUGCCGGAAUUUGUGAGCGAAGUCGGACAACUGACGGAGGAACUAGAGAAGGUCCGCGAGGUGGACUGGCUCUGCCAUGGGACGAUCUACGAACGAGUCUUGGAAGAAAGCCGUUCUCCCACGCCGGGGGCGUGA